ACAAAAUCGUUACAUGAGGUAUGAAUUCUUAAAAAAUUCAGCACUGCAGCCACGGACCGCCUCGCUCGCGUGACUGUCAUGGCUGCUGUCAGCACACAUCCAUCAGCCAUAAGGGUGUCAGCAUCACAUCCACACGUCGGCUGACACUCGAACCUAUAACAUGUCUGAUGGCGCUCGAGCUUUGGGCGCCUCUAACGUCAUCUACGUCUUCCCUACAAUCUCUCCACAGAUCGUGGUGAUCCCGAUCGUGUCGUGCAUCAUCGUCUUUCCGAUCGUGGUUCUGAUCGUGAUUUGCGCGCUGCGCUACCGUGCGAUGCGCGCACGACGCUUCGACAAACUUACACGAGGGCGACGCCUGGCGCUGACAGGCGAGCACGAGGCGCGGGCGGCGCUCGACGCCUGUAAGGACGGCCGACCCUUCGUGCAGUGCAAGAACGGCAGGAGGAAGACUGUCGUGAGGUUCAAACCAAUGCCAGAGCUUGACCUGGACACGGUAGUGGAGGAACGAUCAGAGUUUGACGCAGAAGUGAACGCCAUGGAGCUGCUACAGGCGCCCCAGGACCCCAGCAAGCUGUGUGUCAUCAACCACCCAAUCUCCUUCCGGAGUUUCCGGUUCGGUUAUGGCGCCUCCGGCCUACCGCUUAAAAGAACCAGCCAUUACGAAAGGCCCAUCGGCUCUCCCAAGCCGAAGCGAGCGAGAGAAGCGAGUGAAAACACAGAAACUUCUACGGAUAAAAAAACAAGUGAACAAGGGACUGCUGCAAGAUCAGUGACUACAAACACGGCCUUAGAAACACCGUCACCCUUUGCUGAGCUGCCGCUGCUCACGACAGACGUCGAUAACAACAUCGUGACUUCAGAUUCAGCGCCGUUAAACUGUACUCCUGAAGUUAAUGCCCUCUCCUACGAUAAAAGUGAGUCAUUAGAAUAUAAAUCUUGUAUUGGCUCGGGUGCAGGGAGCGAAGGGUCUUUUGUUAUACCGAGCGUCUCAGUGCAAUCCUAUCGUGAAGAUGUCAGCUCCGAGGAAUCUUUCUCAUACAUUGAUAAAUCUGAAGAAGUGCAACUUGUGAACGAGCUUUCUAAUUCAGCAGUGAGACUAUCCACGGUCGGUUAUCAAAGUAAAUUAGCUUCUACUGAAUCAACUCAUGUACAUACAUCACAACUACCUAGAAGAACGAGUAUAUCGGAUUCGAUUUGCCCACUAAAAUCUGGAGACGAUUUCGAUCACCAGAAUUUUUGUCAUCGUAAAAACGCCUCACCACCACGAACUCAACUCGGCCAGACUGGGCCUCACGCCUCCCCAUUUCGAAGUCCACUCGGCACGACUGGGCCUCACACCUCCCCAUUGCGAAGUCCCCUCAGCACGACUGGGCCUCACGCCUCUCCAUGGCCAAGUCCACUCAGUACGACUGGGCCUCACGCCUCCUCAUUACGAAGUCCACUCAGCACGACUGGGCCUCACGCCUCCCCGUUGCGAAGUCCGCUCGGCUCAACAAUGCCUCACGCCUCCUCAUUACGAAGACCACUCGGCACGACUGGGCCUCACGCCUCACCAUUAAACAGGAGCAGAAGGCGUCAAGUGAGCCAUAAACCGACACAUUUGGACGAUCCCCUCGACAACCGCCAAAUCAUCCAAAUCCGUCGUAGCAACGGCGAUGAUGACAUUAAAUUAUCAAAUGAUCAGAAUUAUGCCUCCAUUUCUACCCUCAAUAAUAGUGAUGACGACAAUAAAUUCAUCAUUCCACUUCAUGAAAGCAGUUCCCCAGAUUUAAUGGUUGUAAGAAAUAGUACAGGCUUCUUGGUCUCGGACAGUGACAGCAGUGCUGUUAAUUCCGUCGUCAGCGAAACUUUUCCUAGUGAACCCAAUAAAAACUUAAGUGGUUGUGAUGACGUGACAGAUAUUAGAACUUGUCUGGGCAAGUGUGAUGAGAGCGAUGGUGAUGAUAGUGAUGGCGACGAGGUUUAAUCAUCAUCGAGGUUAAAAGAGCGAUGGUGACGAGGUUUAAUCAAGACAUCACACUGUUAGAAAAAUUACCGUUAACGGUAUUACCGGCGUU
Molecule: messenger RNA, 2057 nt
Organism: Hyalella azteca
Lineage: Eukaryota; Metazoa; Arthropoda; Malacostraca; Amphipoda; Hyalellidae
Product: putative GPI-anchored protein pfl2
Exons: 5
Coding region: 161-1966 (601 amino acids)
Source: RefSeq, a predicted model, not a curated record